Messenger RNA from Paramecium octaurelia, 2464 nucleotides. NCBI's taxonomy places the organism in Eukaryota, Ciliophora, Oligohymenophorea, Peniculida, Parameciidae. The record is from the annotation of a GenBank genome assembly.
GUUAAUAAAUAAUUUCUUCAAAUAUGAGUUAUCAGUAUGGCUAAUAAAUGGGCUAAUACCCCUAUGAUCCAAAUAUGAAUAUGGUAAGAUUAUAUUUUAUGUUAGAUGGGCUUUGAUCCUUAAAUGUAUUAAGAAUAUGCCUACUAUUAUUUAGGAGGACCCCCUACUCCUCCUCCUCCUAAGGGACCUUACCCAGGAAUUACUCAUGAAGAUUAUGAGUCAUUUGAUAUUAAUAAACAAAUUUUGUUUUAAAGAUUUUUAGGUGAGACAGCAGCCUAUUAUGCCAAGCACUUACCAAAAUAUUAAAAAGAGAUGGAGGAGUUUUUGAAUACCAAUACUGCUUAUCAAAUGAAUGAGUCGGAGAAAUAACUUAUGCAAAGCUACUUGGAUUUUAAGAAAAAAGAAAAGGAGUAUGAAUCUUUUCUGAAGUAAUUGGAGUAAUCAACAUAAGCACCGAAUCCUGAAUUAGAAUAAUAAAAAAAAUUAGAAUAAUAAAAAUUAGAGCAACAAAAGAUUGAAUAACAAAAGUUAGAAGAAUAAAAGAAACAACAGCAAUUGGAAUAAUAGAAAUAAUAAUAAUAACAAUAAUAAUAACAACCAUAGUAAGAAUAACCUAAAGAAGGAGCUACAACUACAGUUCGUCCUAAAAAGAAGUUAAACUUAAAUGCAAAACCAUUAGAAAUUGCUUUAAAUCCUCCAAAAAUGCCAAUCUUCCCUAAACAUCCAGACUUUUUAGAUUUUGAUAAAUUUUGGAAUAAUUACUCAACAUACAUGAGUUUUUAUAACCCAAGUUGUGAAGAUGAGUAUAAAAAUUAUCCAAAGCCAGAAUAAUUGAAAAAGAAGGAAGCUGAUGAAGAAGCUAAAAGAAAAAAGAAACAAGAAGAAAUUGAAAGAGCAAUUAAAAGUAUAAAUUAGUUUUCAUUAUAAUAGAACGUCAAGAUGCUUAAGAAAGAGCUAAAGAUAAACCAACUUAAUCUGUAAAUCUUGUGGAACAAGUUGUGAAGUUGGAAGGAGAAGUGGAUUUGCAGAAAUAUGUAGAUGUAAGAAUUUCUUGUAAACUUAGCCUGAUGAAACUAGGCAGCCAGUUAAUUUAGUAUUUAUUGGACAUGUAGAUGCUGGUAAAUCCACCCUUUGUGGAAGAUUGUUAUUAGAAUUAGGUGAAGUGAGUGAAGCAGAUAUUAAAAAAUAUGAAUAAGAAGCAGUUUAAAACAAUAGAGAUUCUUGGUGGCUAGCUUAUGUUAUGGAUCAAAAUGAAGAAGAAAAAUAAAAAGGAAAAACUGUUGAAUGUGGAAAAGCCUAAUUCGUUACUAAGCAAAAGAGAUUUAUUCUUGCUGAUGCUCCUGGGCAUAAAAAUUAUGUUCCUAAUAUGAUUAUGGGGGCCUGCUAAGCUGAUUUAGCUGGUUUAAUCGUUUCAGCUAAAACAGGAGAAUUUGAAUCUGGUUUUGAAAAAGGAGGUUAAACCUAAGAACAUGCUUUAUUAGCUAAAAGUUUAGGUGUUGAUCAUAUUAUUAUUAUUAUUACCAAGAUGGACACAAUUGAUUGGAACUAAGAUAGAUUCAAUCUGAUAUCAUAAAAUAUCUAGGAGUUUGUACUUAAAUAAUGCAAAUUUGAUAAUAUUUAUGUAAUUCCUAUUGAUGCUUUAUCGGGAGCUAAUAUUAAAAACAGGGUAGAUGAAUCAAAAUGUAAUUGGUACAAAGGUCCAUCAUUGAUCGAUUUAAUUGAUACUGUUUCAAUUCCAAAGAGAAAUGAAGAAGGCCCAAUUAGAAUGCCAAUUUUAGAUAAAUUUAAGGAUAUGGGUUCCUUAUAUAUUUAUGGUAAGUUGGAAUCUGGUAAGAUUAUUGAAGGAUUGGAUGUUUCUAUAUAUCCAAAGAAGCAGCCAUUCCAAAUCACUGAAUUAUAUAAUAUGAAAGAUUAAAAAAUGAAGUAUGCUAAAGCAGGAGAGAAUAUCAAAAUUAAAAUAAAGAAUAUUGAAGAAGAAGAUAUCAAGAGAGGAUAUAUGAUGUGCAAUUUAACAUCUAAUCCAUGCUUAGUAUCUUAGGAAUUCUAAGCCAAAAUCAGGCUCUUAGAUUUACCAGAGAGCAGAAGAAUAUUUUCAGAAGGGUAUUAAUGCAUUAUGCAUCUUCAUUCUGCAGUUGAGGAGAUAGAAAUUUCAUGUGUCGAGGCAGUUAUUGAUGCUGAAACAAAGAAAUCAAUAAAAUAAAAUUUCCUCAAGUCAUUUAAUGAGGGUAUUGCUAAGAUAUCAGUAAAAAAUGUUAUAAUUUUAGAUUAAAAAUCCUGUUUGUAUGGAAAAAUAUGACACCCUAGCUUAAUUAGGUCGAUUUGCUUUGAGAGAUGAUGGAAAGUAUUAAAAACUAUUUAUUAUUUAGGACAAUCGGAUUUGGUGAAAUUUUAAAGGUGAAACCAGUUAAAUAAGGUUGAUUUUGAUUUUUUUUUAUUUUAAAAGUACAUAUGUAAACAAUAAUCC